GCGCUGCAUUCCCAAGACCCAUUGCCUGCAGCAAUAUGGCUGCGCCCAGGUAGUCCCCGCUGCUCCUUUGAGGGACUGCUCAAGUCGCUUCCCCUGAGGUCAUCGGCACGAUGGCGCUGCGGGCGCGGAGCGGGGACCUGUUGGCUCUAUGCAGGAAGCCCGGAUUUCGCUUGGCGUUCCUCACCACCAGCCCCAACCCGGCCCCGGCGCUCGAGGGGGACACGAAGGAAAAUGAAGCAAUCGCGCCAGAAUUUACCAACCGGAACCCCCACAAUCUAGAGCGCUUGGCUCUGGCCAGGAAGGAACGGGGCUGGGCCACUGUGUGGCCGCCCCGGGCCUAUUGGCACAGGUUGCGAAUUCGGCGCACCCAGCACCACAUAGAAGCAUUUGUUGAGCAUCACAAUGGGGAUGUUGUGGUUUCAGCCUCUACCCAAGAAUGGGCAAUUAAGAAGCACCUAUACAGAACUCGAAGUGUGAAUGCUUGUGAGAACAUUGGAAGGGUUCUGGCCCAGCGGUGCCUGGAGGCGGGAAUCAAUUUCAUGGUCUUCUAUCCCACACCUUCGGAAUCAUCCUCUGAAUCGGCAUGUUGUUUCGAAGUUACUUAGAUGAAAGUGAAUUGUUUUUAGAUAAGAUACAGCGAUUUCAGAAUGCUAUGAAGGAAGGUGGGAUGGUACUACAGGAACCCCGAAGAAUCUAUGAAUAAAAGAAAUUUCAUUUCUUUUGGACUUUUAACUUAAACAAUCAGCUGAUACCCUUUUAUUUGUGGGAUAAUCAUCUUGGUAUUUUACAGUACAAUAAAUGUGAUACUUUUUAAUGUU
Molecule: messenger RNA, 818 nt
Organism: Antechinus flavipes (yellow-footed antechinus)
Lineage: Eukaryota; Metazoa; Chordata; Mammalia; Dasyuromorphia; Dasyuridae
Gene: MRPL18
Product: mitochondrial ribosomal protein L18
Exons: 4
Coding region: 111-605 (164 amino acids)
Biological process (GO): translation
Cellular component (GO): mitochondrion; ribosome
Molecular function (GO): 5S rRNA binding; structural constituent of ribosome
Source: RefSeq, a predicted model, not a curated record